This is a messenger RNA of Labrus bergylta (ballan wrasse), 2625 nucleotides long. It is a transcript of the gene thrb, whose product is annotated as thyroid hormone receptor beta. Gene Ontology annotation, biological process: negative regulation of transcription by RNA polymerase II; cell differentiation; positive regulation of transcription by RNA polymerase II. Lineage: Eukaryota; Metazoa; Chordata; Actinopteri; Labriformes; Labridae. The record is from RefSeq and is a predicted model, not a curated record. Gene Ontology annotation, molecular function: zinc ion binding; nuclear receptor activity; RNA polymerase II cis-regulatory region sequence-specific DNA binding.
AUUUUGGUCGGUUCCUGCCCGUGAAUCAGCUCUCUGAUUCCCCGUAGCGAUCAGUCGGCGCGCUACAAUUUUCAGUUUGGUUAGUGUGCCGCUUUUUGAGAUUUUGUUUUCGGCUCCAUGUUGAAGUUUUUUUUUUUUGUUUUUUUUUCUCUCUCUCUCUCUAGACUCCCGUAGCCGUGUUCACUCUCUCCACACAGAUACAGUGCACACGCAGAGCUCUCGCCUGAUUUGCACCAGCGUGGGUCAUUUCAGGUUAAACCCUGGCGCUGUGUCCCAUUCACUUUAGCCGACGGAGAUCGACACUGGUUCCAGUUGAGGAGGAAUGCACGGGCACUGGGACUCCAAAUAAUAUUUGGAUACGAGCUUCGUCUUGCAUAUGCGGUGUUUCUCCCGGGGAGCUCAGCGGCUCCUCAGCGCUGCCUGGAGUCAGACUUCACCACUUCCUCUGGUAGGUAGGUUCCCAGAUGUCUGAGGAGGCUCUGAGGAUGACGUCUCAGCCUUGAACCCCACCAGUAUGUCAGAGCCAGCAGAAAAUUGCUCCCCCCGCUGGAAAGAUGAGGCCAUUCAAAAUGGGUACAUUCCAAGUUACCUGGACAAGGAUGAGCUAUGUGUAGUGUGCGGGGACAAAGCCACAGGCUAUCACUAUCGCUGCAUUACCUGUGAAGGUUGCAAGGGCUUCUUCAGGCGGACGAUCCAGAAGAACCUCAACCCAACCUACGCGUGUAAGUACGAGGGGAAAUGCAUCAUCGACAAAGUGACCAGAAACCAGUGCCAGGAAUGUCGCUUCAAGAAGUGCAUCGCGGUGGGGAUGGCAACAGAUCUGGUGUUGGACAACAGCAAGAGGCUGGCCAAGCGGAAGCUAAUCGAGGAGAACCGAGAGCGCCGUCGGCGGGAGGAGCUGCAGAAGACGGUGUGGGACCGACUGGAGCCCACCCAGGAGGAGUGGGACCUCAUCCGUAUGGUGACUGAGGCCCAUAUGUCCACAAACGCGCAGGGCAACCACUGGAAGCAGAAACGGAAAUUCCUGGUCGAGGAAGCAAUGCUUCUUAAUGAAAUAACAUGUAAUUUAUUCUAUACUUCUGACCAGAGUGCAGCGGGGGUGAAGGAAACUAAGCCAGAGGAUAUUGGUCAAGCGUCCAUGGUCAAUGCACCAGAAGGAAACAAAGUGGAUAUAGAAGCCUUCAGUCAGUUUACAAAAAUUAUCACCCCUGCCAUAACCCGAGUGGUGGACUUUGCCAAAAAACUGCCUAUGUUUUGUGAGCUGCCUUGUGAAGAUCAGAUCAUCCUGUUGAAAGGCUGCUGCAUGGAGAUCAUGUCACUGCGAGCGGCGGUCCGCUAUGAUCCCGAGAGUGAGACCCUCACGCUCAACGGCGAGAUGGCGGUCACGCGAGGACAGCUUAAGAACGGAGGCCUCGGCGUGGUCUCGGACGCCAUCUUCGAUCUUGGCGUAUCGCUGUCCUCUUUUAACUUGGAUGACUCCGAGGUGGCUCUUCUACAGGCCGUCAUCCUGCUCUCAUCUGAUCGGCCCGGCCUGAGUAGCGUGGAGCGAAUCGAGCGCUGCCAAGAGGAGUUCCUGCUCGCCUUUGAACAUUACAUCAACUACCGCAAACACAAAGUGGCGCAUUUCUGGCCCAAGCUGCUAAUGAAGGUGACGGACCUGCGGAUGAUCGGCGCCUGCCACGCCAGCCGAUUCCUCCAUAUGAAAGUGGAGUGUCCCACCGAGCUAUUCCCUCCUCUCUUCCUGGAGGUCUUCGAGGACUGACCAAUGGAUUUUAAGCGUAUGUGUGUUUGCGUGCAUGUAUGUGUGUGAAUGUGUUGUGUGCACAUGCGUCAGCGCCCCUGGAGCCCUGGUGGUCUCAGGGUCGGAACCAGCAGAAGGCCCGUCACAAAUGAACUUUCUAUUAGCACUACUGAGUGUCACUUCAUUCCAUAGUUUAGGAGUAGCUCUCUGGUCUAGUUUUGUAUGGAACCAUUCCUUACAGUGCGGGUACAUGUGAAUAGCAUUUUGUUCUUUUUGUUUGUUUUGUUGUUGAUAUUGUUGUGGAUAUAACCUCUCACCUCGGAUUUUACUCUAGGUUUUUUUUUGUGUGUGUCGAUGAUUGUACAGUUGGCAUAAUGGUGGUUUUAUCGACACGUGUUCAUUCAGUAGAAACCAUGCAGAUGUUCUAUUUUCCUUCCAAUAUGUUGAAAGACUCAAACUGGCUGCUCACUUGAUGCACAAAACAAAGACAUUGUUAGCUAUUCCGUUAGCAUUCUCCUCCCACCUGCUCGACUAUAUCUGCUCCAUUUGUUGGUUGAUAUUAACUACCAUCCAUCCGGUGCGUCUGAACCGCUCGGUUUCUCACCAUAUUUACAUUAGCAGCAUCACUCAUAGCUUGCUGAGCCUGUGUGAGUCUCUGGGUUACCACACAAAACAAGUUGUAAGGCUGCGUUCCGACUAAAAUCUUAAUUUUAGCAACACGACAGCAACGCAAAGCGCAACUCUGAGUCGUCAAACAUGAACUUCUCUGAGGUCUUGUUACUGGACGUCACAUCUACAAAGUAACAAAGAAAUGAUGACACUACACGAUAAUGAUGAUUAACUCAAUUGUAAUCUGAAAACAAAACAUUCAUCAGUGACCAUAA